AUGUCGCAGGGGACGGCGAAUCGAAUGAAGUUGUGUCAAAAUUGGAACAAGCAGCCGCGCGCACACAUUGACACAAUCGAGGUGACCCACAAAGUGUCCACCGUGCGGUAUGCAAAAUCGCACCAAGCCGUACACCUCGACGACAGACGUAGCUACAGUUUGAGCAACUGUGAGCAUUAUCAAACGGCACGUAGAAGCGCGCAUCGAACGCGGGCCUUAAAGAAAGCAGGCAAUUUACGUGCGUUUGAACAUGAGGGAAAGAAGAUGAUAAGUCGCUUUGAAGAGGCAUGUGCAGUGCACAUAGAUGAACCUGUGGUAUGGAUCUCCUAUUCUCGAAUGCUCGAGGAAAACUUAGGCGAUACAAAAGCAAGCCGACGAGCAUUGCAGCGUGGUGCAGCCGUAAGUGUGCACGACCACGAAAAAUCGGGAUUAUUUAUUCAACUGUUGGCACUACGAGAACUCAAGGCAGAUCGUCUGCAGAGAGCGUAUCGACUUGCAUUAAUUGCCGCUGAAAUGAACGAGGACUGUGUGCCAUUGCUACGCUGGAAAAUCUUCCGAGAUACUAAGGACGAACGCGCGGUGGCAUUGGCUUCUCGCGUACCGAAGAAAAUCCCGGCUCGCACAAAGUACGAUUCGCAAAAUGUUUCAGAGCUUUCGCCUCAAGAGACAACCAACGUGGCCCCAACAAAUUCUUGCAACGUGAGCAUCGAUACUGAAUGGAUCCUAGCAUACUGCUGCUCAAUACCUUUCCUAGUUUUACUAUUUGUUAUUCCUUAUCCAUGA
Ostreococcus lucimarinus CCE9901 is the source of this 783-nucleotide messenger RNA. RefSeq lists its product with no specific name. Lineage: Eukaryota; Viridiplantae; Chlorophyta; Mamiellophyceae; Mamiellales; Bathycoccaceae. The transcript has a single exon. The coding region runs from base 1 to 783 and encodes 260 amino acids. The record is from RefSeq and is a predicted model, not a curated record.